Messenger RNA from Zingiber officinale, 283 nucleotides. Its product is annotated as enoyl-[acyl-carrier-protein] reductase [NADH] 1, chloroplastic-like. The transcript is spliced from 3 exons. Gene Ontology annotation, biological process: fatty acid biosynthetic process. Gene Ontology annotation, molecular function: enoyl-[acyl-carrier-protein] reductase (NADH) activity. The record is from RefSeq and is a predicted model, not a curated record. The coding region runs from base 11 to 283 and encodes 90 amino acids. Lineage: Eukaryota; Viridiplantae; Streptophyta; Magnoliopsida; Zingiberales; Zingiberaceae.
GGUGCAGGAAAUGGCAGAGGCUGUGACGAAAGAUUUUGGAAGGAUUGACAUCCUCGUGCAUUCUCUUGCCAAUGGACCAGAGGUAACGAAGCCACUCUUGGAGACAUCUAGAAGAGGGUAUCUUGCUACAAUUUCAGCUUCGAGUUACUCUUUUGUCUCCCUGCUUCGGCACUUUCUUCCAAUAAUGAAUCCAGGCGGUGCUUCAAUAUCUUUGACAUACAUAGCUUCUGAAAGGGCAAUCCCAGGGUAUAACCUUUUCCCUUGUUUAUUCCAAAGUUUAUAA